AUGAGGUCUCUCGUUUUUGGGGCUCUGCUCUUGCGGACCCUUAAUGCCCAAAACCUGUCCGAUUCUGCAGUGUCUGGCGCAGAAUCCGUCUCUGCGAGUCUAGCGCCGCUACUUACUCCUGCCGAUAUUCCUACUGAAUCGCAACUUUCAGAGGCUGCUGCUGCCGCGGCUGCACCUAUCACAUCUUCAUCGGAUGUAACGCUGCCUCUUAGCACUCCUGAAGUGAUUCUGCCUGAAAUUCCAGUAGUAGACCUGGCAGUGCCAACUGAUGUGAUCGAUCCGAUUCCAAUAGGCACGGAAACUGCCUCUGGUCUCGAUGCGCUUCUUGUCAGCAGCAUCUCGCUCAAUUCGACCAGUUAUGCCAGUCUGGCUUUGGCUGCUGCGCUCGUGACUCCCCCAGCAUCUGGUGCUUUGGCGGCUGCAGCGGCUUCACCAUCAGCCUCAACUACUGUUGGGGCUAACAGAGCUGUUGCUGCAGCAGCCGGUCGCCCAAGACCCAACAACGCUGGUAGUAUCAGGCCUGGAGGAGGCUGGGCAGGUGGCGAUGACGGCGUCUAUGACGGACAGGACUACGGUGAUGAUUGGGACGACGGUCAGGGUGAGUAUGAAGACUCCUACGGCGAGGUCGAGUGUCCUUCCGACUGCGUUUGUGAAGUUGAAAAGCCCGAGUACGACGGUCCCGAAGGCCCUCCCCCACCAGGCUACAGUCCCCCUCCGCUUCCUACGCCCGAUUACGAGGAGGAUGGCGGCUACGGUGAGGGCGAGGAUGGUGGUUAUGAAGACGGUGAAGAUGCUCCUUAUGGCCGCCGCAAGCUCCGCACUCGUCAAGCAGCCUCUGGUGGUUUCGCUCGCUUCAACUGGCCCGGUGCUGCCGACGACAGUGGUGACGGUGCAGCGGAUGGCGACGAUCUCCCCGCAUGGCUCUACGAGUCUUCCGGUGUCCCCGUGCCCCAUGCCAGGUGCCCCAAGGCAUGCUGCAACAUUGGUGAAUACGAAAGCAAGCCCACUGGAAAAUAUCCCAUCGACCCAGCUCCCACACAUCCCUCGGGCUACAAGCCCGCUCCCACUGGCUACGUAGCACCCUACAAGCCCUCGCAAAGCGCCGACCCAUACAAGUCUGGUAACACCACCUCCAAGGACGCCUACGCCACUCCCAGCUGGACCACGCUCUACUCAUCUGGCGCCUCCGGCAAGCCCGCAGACUACACGGGGGACACUCUCGCCGGCAUCUGCCCCAAGACAUGCAACCCAGAUUCCGACAAGGACUACUGCGACAUCACCACCAGCUGCACGACCACGGGCGGGAGCAAGAAUUACUGCGCCUGCCGCGCGGGAUACAUGGCGAGUGCGUGGAACGCAAAGGAUUUCAGCAAGCAGUUCCGUGUUGAAGGCCAUCCAUUUGUCUAUGUCGCACCGGGUGUCGUCUGUGAUAAGGUCUGUGGAGAUUAUUCGUGCAAGGAUGUGCUUACUAGGCCCAAGUGUGCUUAG
Molecule: messenger RNA, 1488 nt
Organism: Plenodomus lingam JN3
Lineage: Eukaryota; Fungi; Ascomycota; Dothideomycetes; Pleosporales; Leptosphaeriaceae
Source: RefSeq, a predicted model, not a curated record